GCCAAGAAACGAAAAGCGGCACGAGAAGAAAAGCGAUUCUUAAGAGAAUAAAGCAAGACGGAAAAGGAGAAGGAACAAGGAAGUGAGCGUUGCGUCGGCCCGUUCCGCCGUCCAUCUGUGAAAAGGUAACUGGUGGUCCGUUAGGGCUGCCGCCAACACGUAGAAGGAAAAGUCGGUGAGAAAUUUGCGUUCUUUUCGAGUAAUUUCCCGCGAUAUCCCGGCGACAUUUUCGGCUAAAUGUUACGAAAAUUUCCUUGUAAUUUUGUAAUUUACUAUAUCCCGAACUAUUAUUAGUUUUUUAAUUUCCUCUUUCAGAGAUCAGGAUUCUGAGUUCUGGCUUGCGAUGGAAAUAGGAUCCAUAGUAGUGAAAAAAGUCGCCGGGAAGUCAACUGUCAUCCGGUGUUUCUCCAAGUACCCUCUCAGAUUUAUUGUACCCAAUAAGGUGGGAAAUCGUAAUGCUGAUUGUGUAUGGAUUUACUCCGUCAGUUACGGGGGAGGAAUUGUCUCUGGCGACUCUAUAAGAUGUAAUUUCACUAUUGAAGAUGGAUGCACUGCAGUCUUGACAACACAGGCUUCAACUAAGGUAUACAAAUCUGUGGGAUCAAAAGGUUCGGAGCAACUUUUGGAGGCAAGUGUUGGACAUGAAGCACUGUUGGCUGUAAUUCCAGAUCCGGUGACUUGUUUUGCCACUGCUAGAUAUACUCAAAAGCAAGUGUUCAGGGUGUCAUCAGACUCAAAUUUGGUGUUGGUUGAUUGGUUUACAAGUGGACGCUAUGAAAGUGGAGAAAGAUGGGAAUUUGGCUUAUAUAAGAGUACCAACAAUAUCUUCUAUGAAGAUGGCCAGCCUUUGUUUCUUGAUACGAUGCUGCUGGAGCAAGGAGCCAUUAGCAGUGUUUCUGCUUGCAUGCAGGAUUACCAAGUUACAGCAAUGAUCAUAGUAUAUGGACCAAAGAUGAAGCAAUUGCAGAACCAGGUUCAAGAAAAUGUGAAAAAUACAAUGUCCAGUUAUUUUCAAGUAAAAGCCAACGUCUCAGGAUUCAGUGCAAGGACAAGUUCUGAGUUGUGCUUAACAAAACCAAAUUUUAUUGCGUCGUGCAGUUUUUUUGGCUCCAAGGGUGCGGGUCUUAUUAUCCGUGUAUGUGCUCUAUCAACAGAACCCGUGUAUCAGUUUUUACGCCUUCAAUUCGCGUGCUUAGAGCCAGUUCUCGGAGUUGUGCCGUAUAGCACAUGAAUGCCGAGGGAGCAUUAACAUAUUGGAGUCGACUAGGAGAUCGCGAGUUAGAUGUUUGCAUCCAUGUUUAGUUCAACUGCUUUCAAGAUUUUUAUUUUUAUUUUUUGGUUGCCUUCCUUGCAUCCUGAGAACACCUUUUCGGUUUUUGAAAAUGCAAAGAAGCCCAAUAAUACAAUCCUGAUAUUUUUUUUUUUUUGAGUUGAUGCUGAUAAUUUAAUUUAAUUGAUGCUAAAUGUGAAUACGAUUUUUAUAUAAUACUCCUAUUUCUUAUUUUUAAUUAAGUAUGAAUAAUACCUAUUAAGAGGGUAUUUUCUCUAGCAUUUAAAAUUAUUUGAUAUCACAUGUCGUUUAGGCAAAAAAAAGAAAAAAAAAAAAAAAAGUCCGCUUCUCCCUCUACCACCCCACUGUCAACCACCAUUGAGCAUUCCCAUCGAAACCCCCACCAUGAUCACCACCCUCACUUCUUUUUAGGCACCCUU
Amaranthus tricolor (Joseph's coat) is the source of this 1710-nucleotide messenger RNA. RefSeq names its product urease accessory protein D. The record is from RefSeq and is a predicted model, not a curated record. NCBI's taxonomy places the organism in Eukaryota, Viridiplantae, Streptophyta, Magnoliopsida, Caryophyllales, Amaranthaceae. Gene Ontology annotation, molecular function: nickel cation binding. Bases 344 to 1231 code for a protein of 295 amino acids. The transcript is spliced from 8 exons.